Haemorhous mexicanus (house finch) is the source of this 9211-nucleotide messenger RNA. It is a transcript of the gene ASXL2, whose product is annotated as ASXL transcriptional regulator 2. NCBI's taxonomy places the organism in Eukaryota, Metazoa, Chordata, Aves, Passeriformes, Fringillidae. The record is from RefSeq and is a predicted model, not a curated record. The transcript is spliced from 12 exons. Gene Ontology annotation, molecular function: peroxisome proliferator activated receptor binding; chromatin binding; DNA binding. Gene Ontology annotation, biological process: positive regulation of transcription by RNA polymerase II; animal organ morphogenesis. Gene Ontology annotation, cellular component: PR-DUB complex. Bases 59 to 4051 code for a protein of 1330 amino acids.
GCCGCCCCCCGCGCCCGCCGGACACCCCCAGAGCGCCCCGAGCCCCGCCGCGUCCGACAUGAGGGAGAAGGGCCGCAAGAAGAAGGGCAGGACCUGGGCAGAGGCCGCCCGGACGGUCCUGGAGAAAUAUCCCAACACACCCAUGAGCCAUAAAGAGAUCCUUCAAGUUAUCCAGAAAGAAGGACUUAAGGAAAUCAGCGGGACGUCCCCCCUGGCCUGCCUGAAUGCCAUGCUGCACACCAACUCCCGGGGAGAGGAGGGCAUCUUCUACAAGGUGCCAGGCAGGAUGGGCGUCUACACCCUCAAGAAGGACAUCCCAGAUGGGCUGAAGGAGCUGUCGGAGGGCUCGGAGGAGAGCAGUGAUGGCCACUCAGACUCGCAGAGCUCGGAGCACAGCAGCUCCAGCAGCGACGGCUGCGCCGCCAAGGACAGGAGGAAGAGCAGGUGGAAAAGGAAAGUGCCGCCGCGCCUGCCGCCCGCCGGCUCCCCGCAGCCCGGCUGUCCCUCCCCGGCCGGCCCCGCCAAGGGCCUCUCCUCCUCCCAGAAGCACAGCAAGAAGGCCCUCAAGCAGGCCCUGAAGCAGCAGCAGCAGAAGCAGCAGCAGCAGCAGCAGUGCCGGGCGGGCAUGGGGCCGGGCAUGGCCCUGCCCUCCAGCCAGCACGUCCUGCUCAAGGCCAAGGCCACCCCCGGGAGGUCAGGUUGGGAAGGGAAGCAGGCAGAUGGACAUUCCAGCAGCCCCCCAAACUCCACCUCCAGCUCCUCGCCCUCGGUGAAGCUCGAGAACUCCCUGCCAGGGCUGCCCAAGAAGCCCUUCCCCAGAUCUGACAGGCUCCAUGCAAGGCAGCUGAAGAGAGCGCGCUGCGCCGAGAUCGACGUGGAGACGCCGGACUCCAUCCUGGUGAACACCAACCUGCGGGCCCUGAUCAACAAGCACACCUUCAGCCUGCUGCCCCCCGAGGGCCAGCAGCGCCUGCUGCUGCUGCUGCCCGACGUGGACAGACAGGUGGGCCCUGACGGGCUGAUGAAGCUCAGCAGCUCCGCACUCAACAACGAGUUCUUCACCUCGGCUGCUCAGGGCUGGAAGGAGAGGCUGUCAGAAGGAGAGUUCACCCCGGAAAUGCAGCUCCGGAUCCGGCAGGAAAUCGAGAAGGAGAAGAAGGUGGAGCUGUGGAAGGAGCACUUCUUUGAGAGCUACUACGGGCAGAGUUCUGGGCUGAGCCCCGAGGAGUCGGAGCGACUGACAGCGCAGCCCGAGGCGGCAGAGCCCGGCCGGCCCCGCAGCCCCCCGGCCCCGUGCCGGGAGCAGGGCACGUCCGCAUCCCCCUCGGAGCCCCAGGCAGCCCCAGCAGCCGGCAGGAAAGCAGGAGAGGAGGGCAGAGAGGAGCCGCAGCCCAAGGCAGCCAAGCCCGCCGAGGCGUCCCCGGAGCGGCGAGCGGCGAGAGCCGGCGAGUGGCCCGGGCCUGGCCAGGAGAGAGCUCCUGGAGAAACCCUGCCCCAGAAACCCCCCAGCACCGUCAGCCACGGGGCAGAGGAGCAGAGGAAGCCUGGGGCAGCCAAGGAGGCACCAGGAAAGGAAUCUCUGGGUGCCCCGAGCAAACCAAAGAGCCCCGAGGCAGGCGGGGGAGCGGCGAAGGCGCAGAGCCCCGCGGCAGCCCCGGCCACGCUGGAGAAGGAGAAGGAGAAGGAGAAGAAGCCCCCCGGGAGCGAGGCCAUGGAGGUUGGGGUGGAGGCCCACAAGAGGAAGUCGGAGAGCAGGGAGGAAGCUCCAGGCAGCCCCGAGAAGAAGCCCCGUGUGGCUGAGCCCUGCCAGCACCAGCAGGCCUUUCGGAGGCAGCCCUUUCCCGGCGCGGGGCCGGCGGUGCCGCGGGUGCCCCCGCUCAAGAUUCCCGUGUCCAGAAUCUCCCCGAUGCCAUUUCCUGCGGGCCAGGUCUCUCCCAGGGCGUGCUUCCCCCUGUCCCUCAGCAGUCCUGGCAGGACAGGGGCCAGGACCUUGGCCGACAUCAAGGCAAGAGCUCAGCAGGCCAAGGCUCAGAGGGCAGCGGCCGCCGCCGCCGCCGCCUCGGCCGGGGGGGCCGUGCCAGGGCCCGGCCCGGGCGGGGGGAGACCCCCGGGCAGGGGGGGAGACGGGAGAGACCCCGGCGGAGCCACCCAAGCUGCAGCUGGAGCAAAGGCACUGGAACUGGCAGGAACUGGAAGCGGGGGAGGUUCGAGAAGGUUUCUUCCCCAUUGCCCAGGGCCCCGUUCCCAGGUGGAGGGCCAGGCGGAGCCGGGAGCUGCUCGCCAUCCUCCUGGAGCACAACUACAGCCAGGGGCCCCCGCGGCAGCCCCGGCGCUAGGGAACGGCGCUGGGGCCACGCCGAGCCCCCCGCGGGGCACGGCCACCCCCGGGUCCCCGGGGAUCCCCAGUGGGGACCGGGCAGGGACGGCCCCUCCUGCCCCGGCCCGGGGGGCUCCGGUGGCUGGGAACGGGAACGGUCCUUCAGCAGGGACCGCCUGUGACCUCCCCAAAGGCAAAUCUCCUUCCCCUCUGGUGUCCCCCCCGCCACCCACGGGCCCCGGAGCCCAGGCUGGAGCUGUGGGUGCACCCGUCCCACCCUCCAGCAGCUCCUCAGUAGCAGCCAGCCUUAAGUCUCCUCCCGGUGGGGCCCUGCCCCGAGCGAGCUCCAGCAUUCCUGCCAACAACCCUUUGGUCACCCAGCUGCUCCAGGGCAAGAGUGUCCCUCUGGAGCAGAUCCUGCCCAAGCCGCUGACCAAAGCAGAAAUGAAAAGUGUCCCGGUGGCUCCUCAGGAAGAGAAGGGGGUGGCAGCUCCCGGCGCCGAGGCGGGGGACAGAGCAUCGGGUUUGCCCCCGCAGCACCUUGGGAAGCUCUUCUGCCAGAACAGGCCUCUGCCUCACAUUCCAAGGACCUUCCCACUCCCCUCGGGAAAGGAGCCCGGGCCUGAGCAGCACCAGGGCCACGAGGCGCUGAGCAAAUCCACCCAGGAGCAGAUCCUGCAGACUCUCAUCAAGAGGGUGCAGAGGCAGAACGUGCUGCCCGUCCUUCAGCCCUCGCAGCUGAACCUCCCGCACUCAGGUUUCCCGGUGGAAAACAGCUCCACCAGCCAGAGAUUCAUGCUGGGCUUCACGGGCAGGAGGACGUCCAAGCCUGCCAUGUCUGGGCACUACCUGCUCAACAUCUCCACCUACGGCCGCGGCUCGGAGAGUUUGAGGAGAGGCUUCUCUGGGAGCGCCGAGCCCCGCCUGGGGCUGAGCAGCCCCGCCGAGGGCGCCAGGGCAGAGCUGGGCGAGGCCGAGGACACGGGCGGCCAGGGCAGCAGCAGCGAGGAGGACGCGGACGACGAGAGCUCCGGGGACGAACGGGAGCACAGCAGCGUCAAAGAGGAGCCACGGGCGGGGCAGGGGGAGAAGGAGCAGGGCUCACACGGCCCUGCAGAGCCCGGCUCCCUGGGGGCAAAGGCUGCCAAGGCCGAGGCAGCCCCGGUGCGGCCGGCAGCCAAGGAGAAGGUGCCAGCAUUAGAUGGCACUGCGCUGGCCCGGGACCUGCUGCAGGCGGCGCAGGAGCAGAUGGCCCACGCCAUGAGGGGCAAGGGCCACGGUGGCACGGAGCUCUUCGGGCCCCCCACCCCGUCCUUGGACCCGGCACAGCCCCCGCUGCUCCCUGCCCCGCACCCCCCGAAGCUGCCCGGGAGCGCCGGGGCGCAGCUGCUGGGGUCCAGCUACAGCGGCACCAUCAACGUCUCCACCUCGCCCGACGUGGGCCAGGGCUCGCUCAUGAGCGAGUGCAACCAGCUGGCCAGCUCCAUGGGCAACGUCAUGUCCUUCUCCGUGACCGUCACCACCAUCCCCACCGGGCAGGCCGUGAACUCUGGCGGCCACGGGCAGAGCCUCCCGGUGCAGGCGUUCGCCGAGGACGGCGCCAUGGAGGAUCCCCCUUCCAAAUGUUACUGCAGGUUGAAAGCCAUGAUCAUGUGCAAGGGCUGCGGUGCCUUCUGCCAUGACGACUGCAUCGGCCCCUCCAAGCUCUGCGUCUCCUGCCUCGUGGUGCGGUAACGGGGGCGGCGCGAGGGGAGCAGCACGGCUUCCUCCGGGGGCUGCUGUCGGAAGAAUCUUGGGAAGAAACAGGAAUUUUACUGCCUUGCACAAGAGACACGUUACUGAAUCAGGAAUACAGAGUUAGAGUCCUUCUUUCAUUAACGAAAGAGCACCUUCUUGUACAGGGAGUCGAAAUCGCGCUCGACUACAUGAAUUGUGACAAGAGUUUGCACUUAAGGAAUUAUGUAAAUAUGCCACAUUAUUUUGUUUAAAGAUAUUUUUUCAAUCUUUUAGGAGAUAGUGUUUGACUUGUACUGCAGUUCCAGUAACCCCAGCCUGCUCUGAGCACGUUUGCUGAGCUCUGCUCUCCCCGGGGAGAUCCAGCCCACAGCCCAUCGUUGGUUUUCUCCUGGCAGAGGGAACGGGAUAAUCCGAGUCCAGCCGUGUGUGGUGAUGGAGCACUGAGGCAGGAGCCCUGAGCAGGCUCCCUUGGCUGCUCCCAGUUCAGAUCCCUGGGAACUGAUGCCGUGCCAGCCUUUCUCUCCAUUGCCUUUCCCUCUGUUCCAGAGGCCCCUGGGCUGUGCAAUGCAGGCUGGUGUUCCUGGUUUGCAGAUCCCCUCUCCCAGUAUCCCAGCUGAAGGGAGGUGUCCGGGUGUGCUGCUGCUGGAGCUGCAGGGAGCUGGGCUGGCCAUGGCAGUGACCAGAACAGCUCAGUCCUGGGGACUGUCACGGACCCACUGGGAGCAGGGGUCACACAGCUGUGCCUGGCCAGGCAGGGCUGGCAGGACUCUGCUCUCCUGGGCAUUCCCAGAACUGGCAGGAGUCUGCUCUCCUGGGAAUUCCCAGAACUGGCAGGAGUCUGCUCUCCUGGGCAUUCCCAGGGCUGGCAGGAACCUGCUCUCCUGGGCAUUCCCUGAACUGGCAGGAGUCUGCUCUCCUGGGCAUUCCCAGGACUGGCAGGAGUCUGCUCUCCUGGGCAUUCCCAGGACUGGCAGGAGUCUGCUCUCCUGGGAAUUCCCUGAACUGGCAGGAGUCUGCUCUCCUGGGCAUUCCCAGGGCUGGCAGGAACCUGCUCUCCUGGGCAUUCCCAGGGCUGGCAGGAGUCUGCUCUCCUGGGAAUUCCCUGAACUGGCAGGAGUCUGCUCUCCUGGGCAUUCCCUGAACUGGCAGGAGUCUGCUCUCCUGGGCAUUCCCAGGGCUGGCAGGAACCUGCUCUCCUGGGCAUUCCCAGGGCUGGCAGGAACCUGCUCUCCUGGGCAUUCCCGGGAGCUGGAGCUGCCAUCCCACAGCUCAGAGCCAGCUGCUCUUGGGACAAGGGGGCAGGUGAAGGGCACAAAGUGUCACCCUGGGUCCUGCCAUGCUCUGGGAAGCUUUUGUUCUCAUCCAAACACCCCCAUGGUCAGACAUCUCCAGUUUCUGUCCAAGAUUUUGUAUUUCCUGGGUGUAGGGGAAGGCAAUUGAGUGUCUGUCGUUGGGUGGCUCUUUGUGUUUGAGAUACCAAAUUGGGCUGAGCUCAGCUCAGCUGGGGCCCAGCUGGGGGAGGGGUGCUGGGGCAGCCCCUCAGGGCUGACUGGGGACACGGCUGGUGGCACCUGUGCUCCCUGACAGUUCCUGGGUUCCUUCACUUGCACUGAGGGAAAUCAAAGCACAGUGGCCCCGUGUUCCUGGGAGCUGAGGGUGCUGAUGGAGCACGAGUCACCCAGGGCUGUUCUCCUCCCCGGGUGGGUGGGGCCCUCGCUGCAUCCUGGUCAGGGAACAGAGCUAUGUAUGUUUUUGAUGGAAAAGCACUGAAUUCACUUUUAAUCCAAAGGCCUUUUUAAGCUGAAGCAAUAUUCCCCCAGCAGUGGGUUAACUGAGUGGUGCACGGGGUCCUCAGCCUUCCCUUCCCCUCUCCUUUGUACUACUGCUCCCCUCCCCUUCUCCCCGGGAGCCCGGCACUGGUGGGGAGGAGCAGGAAUAAUUCCUGGGUGGUUUUCCACAGAACAAGAGGUGCCCAAGGCUGCCAGAGCUCCAGGAGCCUUUGACAAGGCUCUCAGGCACAGGGUGGGAUUGUUGGGGUGUCCGUGCAGGGUCAGGAGUUGGACUGGAUGAUCCCUGUGGGUCUGUUCCAGCACAGGAUAUUCCAUGACUGUGAUUUAGUUGGUGGUGACAAGGAAAAGGGAGUUUCAGACUCGAUCCCGUGGCAGCAGGAGCGUUUCCCUCCCUGUGUGGGGAGUGCAGCUGCCUCUGGAGCAGCAGGAGCUGCAGCAUCACCUGCUCUGGGUUCUGCCACCUGAAAUUUCCUGCAGAGCAGUGACCCCCCACUGAUGUGAUUCCACAUCGCUGCUCAGGCAUCCCAUGGUGAGGAGCAUUUAGGGAUUAGAAAUUAACUUGAUUUUUUAAAUCUAAAACAUUGCACAAAAUUGUCCCCACGAGCAUCUCCCGCCCGUGGCGGUGGUGGGGGUAGCCCAAGAACCCCCGGCCUGUGCCACCUUCCUGCCACUGCCCACUUGCAGCUCUUGCUGGGGAAGAGGAAAUCCUGCAUUUUUGUAAACCUGGGGAGGGAGGCAGUGUGGGCUGGUUUGGAGCUGAGAGCAGGAUCUGUCCACUCCUCCCUCGCUAGUCCUGGACAGACACUUCCAUUCCUGGCUGGGCCGGCCCAGGAGAGGCCAACGUGCAUUUGACAGAGUCCUUCUCAGAGGAGAGUGAGAGGUUUCUGUGCACACUUGGGUCAGUUCUGGUCUCUCCUUGGCUCCUCUCAGGGUGAUUUUCCAGGCUGUUGGAGAGGGGGAAGCAGAGGAUGAGGAGGGAGCUGUGACCCUGAGCACUCACAGGCGUUUGGCUGCUGCAGCUGCCGCUGGAAGGGCUCUUCCAGAGCUCCCCUGGCACUUCCCAAGCCAUCCCUGCCCAGCUGGUUCCUCCUGCUGGAUUUCCCUUGCUGAGCGUGGGCUCGCUGUGCCCGUUCCCUGGCAGUACAGGGGAAUGCCAUUCCCAGAGCCAUCCCGUGGGAAUGUGCCCAUCUGGCUGUGCCAUCCAGGAGGGGCUGGCUGGUGACCCGGGGUGGGACACUCGGUGACCCGGGACAUGGAGGUGGCCUGGCUGGCAUUGGCCAGGGUAGGAUGGUGCUGGUGGCUCGGGAGUUUCCACCUGUCAGUGCCUUAGUUCCAUUUCAUGGAUCCACACUUAGCUUGGGCUACCUUUCUUCUGUUUCUUUUUAAGGAAAUCGAUUCUCUCGGUGCCCAUUGAGGUCUGAGCACGCUCCUGGUGCAGCCUGGGGGAGCAUCUCCGAGGGCGAGCACAGGGCACUGGGUGUGAGGAAAUUGUUUGGGAUAAGGGGCUGGGUGUAAAAAUCCAUGGAAUAGGGACAAAGCCCGGGAAGUUUUGUGUGCUGCAGCUGGGUGUGGGAUGAUGGCUUUCAGAAGGGGGAUCCUGUGGAGUUCCUGGGGGGGGACCAGCCUGUCCCGCUGCUGAGGCUCCUUCCCAUCGACAGUAAAUGCACCUCCACACGGGAUUUAUCAUAAAGGGAUGUCGUGACAGAGUUUAAACCAUUAGACUUCGGUCCCCCAAGAGUGAGUUUAAUAGCACUGCAGGGAAUGGCAGCAUCAAAAAUCCAGGAUUUCCAAAGCCUGAUGGCAGAGUGUUUGUGGCAGGGAAAGGAACCUGAUGAGGGAGGAGGUUUCAGUUUCCCUUUUCAGGACACAGAACUGGAAUUACAGCCUGACCAACGCUUCACUUCCCAGCCCCAAACCCCUCAGACAGGCUGUGGCGCAGGAGGUGCCAGCGCGGCUCUGGGGGUUCAGGUUUUGAGCCAGGUGGGCAGCAAGGGAAGGAAUUCGGUGUGGAAUUUUACUUUCCCUUCGGGAAUUUACAGGAAGGAGGAGGUUCCAAGCAGUUGCACUGGUUGGGAAGGUGGAAUUAUAAUUUUUUUUUUUUGGUUGCACAAAACAGCUGCUGGAGCAGCAGUUCCUGGUCAGGUCGUUACUGGGAGGGACCCUCAGGAGGGAUCCUCGGGAGGGACUCUCAGGAGGGACCCUCGGGAGGGACCCUCAGGAGGGAUCCUCAGGAGGAAUUCUCGGGAGGGACUCUCAGGAGGGACCCUCGGGAGGAAUCCUCGGGAGGGACUCUCAGGAGGGACCCUCGGGAGGGACCCUCAGGAGGAAUCCUCGGGAGGGACUCUCAGGAGGGACCCUCGGGAGGGACCCUCAGGAGGAAUCCUCGGGAGGGACUCUCAGGAGGGACCCUCGGGAGGGAUCCUCAGGAGGAAUCCUCGGGAGGGACUCUCAGGAGGGACCCUCGGGAGGGAUCCUCAGGAGGAAUCCUCGGGAGGGACUCUCGGGGGAGAGGCAGCAAAGACCAUCCGGGGCGGGAGGGUGGAUCGGGAGCGGCUUUGGGGCUUCUCUCCUCCCGGGGGGCUCCGUGCGAUGGUUCCUGAGACCCGCGGGCGGUGCGGAGAGCAGGGCCGGGCUGGGGUUUCCCACAGCGGGAAUGUGGGAGGCGGCGGGGCCGUGGCAGCAUCACUUUGCUGAUUAAUUAUGACAGGUAAUUGCAGGGGUGGGCAGGGCGCUGCCGGCUGCCCGGGAGCAGAGCUCCGCUGCCGCCGGGUGACACGGGGACAGGGGACAGGGGACAGGAGCUGGGUGCCGGGAGGGAGCGGCCCCGGGUGGUUUUUAACGCUUGCGUUUGCUGUACGUGCAGAGCGAGUCGGAGAGCUUACAGUAAUAUAUUUUAAGUAAUAUAUAUUUUAGUAUCUGAAAAGAGAGGGCAAAGGAGGGGUUCUGAGUGGUGACAGGGUACCGGGGGCAGUUCCUCGGCCAGGCCAGCGGGGUUACUGCAGCACAACUGAAGAGGCUCCGUUCCUGCCGUUAAUGCAAUAAAAACGGGAAUUCUCACAAAGAAGCAAUCCAAUACUGUUUCCCAGAGGCUUUUCCUGUGUGGACAACAGGCCUGUAAACAUAGUUCCAAAAAUCCUAAACCUUUGUCUUUUGCCUUUUUAAAAGGGACUUUGAUUGGGCUUGAGGGUCUGUACAGCAAAAUCGAGGUGACACCAUUUGAAAAUGUAUUUUUACACAAAUAAUAUAGAAAAAAAUCAUAUUUUACAUAAGAAUUUUAAGUAUUUGAAAUAUGUGUAUAUAUAUACUGUAUGUACUUCGUAUAUGCUUUAUUUUACAUUUUCAAUGUAUUAAAAAGUAUUUGAGCUGG